This is a messenger RNA of Athalia rosae (coleseed sawfly), 2614 nucleotides long. RefSeq lists its product as uncharacterized. NCBI's taxonomy places the organism in Eukaryota, Metazoa, Arthropoda, Insecta, Hymenoptera, Athaliidae. The coding region runs from base 1406 to 2428 and encodes 340 amino acids. The record is from RefSeq and is a predicted model, not a curated record. Gene Ontology annotation, molecular function: nucleic acid binding. The transcript is spliced from 2 exons.
CCCCUAUAUCGAUUUCGUCGCAGAAUAUAUCUCUCUCAGUCCGGAAUGCUUCAAAAAAGCGUCCUACAAUUGAUUCGAAAGUUCUUCUCUCAUCGACCCCAAAAAUCGAAAAUAUAAUACACAUUCAAUUCUUCUCAAUAUUUAGGCCGAAAUUCAACGGUUGUUUUUGUACGGUGUUCUAUGAUAUCCUCAUGUCAUUUAAUCUCAGGAAUCCAAAUCCGCAAGCUAAAUAAUUCUGUCUUCAGAAUUGAUCAAUCGAUUUAAAAAGAGAAAAUUCAAGGACAUACUGAUGAGAGUUAUCGCUAGCUCAAUUCAAUCGACGUACACGUGUACACAUGCAAAAUUACAGAAGAACAGCGCAUAGAAAUUAAUUUUGCAAAACCCAAAAAAAUCGCAAGUCUGUAGCAUUAGAUUUUCAUCAAGAUUCAGGACGAAAUUCAACUAUUUUCGAUGAACAGCUUUCUGUGAUAUUCUUCUAUAUUUUGAUCUGAGCCAAACUGAACUAUCCAUCGAAUUGUCAGAGUUGUCACGGAUUUGUAGCUUUGAAAGAUGACAAUUUCGAGAUAUCUGGAAAAUUUUGGUCCUAGCCCAAUCGAUACUUGAUUAUUUCUGCGGUCCAUCGCAUCAGCAAUUAUUCAGAUUAUUCCAAAAUCAUUUCCAUUUUUUGCUGUACACAUACACUUUCAAUCAUCUCAUUAUCAUUCGUCGAUAAGUCAGGGGUCUGAUAUGACGCCAAACCCGCUUUGAGGAAACAGAUUUCUACCCAGGGCCAACUGACUGGCUUUACCCAUCUUCAGUCAAUACUUCAAGCCGUAGCACGAAGGUUCCUCAGGUCAUAGCCUCGAUUCGCAUCAAGACGUCAACGUUGACGUAUGUGUUGACUGAGGAAUUUUCAGUCAACGACUCUGGUGAAGUUUCUUGACUAUCCGGUAAUUUCAAGUUGAACCAAGCUUAGGCGUAACAAAGUAAUCAAUUGCUACACAUAGUGGACUAAUUACUAAUUAUAAAGUCUAUAGUCAAAUGGAGAUAAGAUGAAAGAAUUAAACCAAAAUAAAGUAAUGUAACAGAAUACAGCGGAUCCAGUAACGAAAGACAACGGUAACAUAUACAAUACAAUAGAUCAGUACAGAUGAAGCAUAUACCGGGAUAAUUCGUGGAAACUGGCCAUUUUGAACGUCUGACUAGUGUGGAGUGGCCAGUUCCCAAAUUUGUAUCUGUAAGUUAGUUUGGAACAUGGUCAAUUAAGACCAUGAUACUUUCAGCUCACAAAAAAGAAUUCCUGAAAGCGCACAUACAAAUAACUGCUGUAUUUCAUGGAGCAUGGAUUUCAAGUCGAGGAACUGAGAAUUUGGAAUUAGAUGAUUCUUGAAAAACCUGAUUAGCUGAUCAUUGGAAUUUUGUGAAAAUGCCAAACAUAAAAUUCACUAGCGAGCAAAGAAAGGAGAUGGUCCGCCAAUAUUAUGGUGGAAUGAGUUAUCGGCAAAUUGCACGUCAUUUCGGGGCUGCUCCUGGGUCCGUGACUGGUAUAAUACAGAGAUUCAAUCAAACCGGAGAUAUAAAUCCAACAAUGAAGGGAAUGACUCAACCGAAGAGGCAUUUGUCCGAGGAUAUAAAACUUGCUGUUUGUCUCAAAGCACAAGAGGAUAGCCAGAAGCCGUUGUCUCAAAUUGCCGAAGAGUUGAAUAUAUCUAAGUCUUCGGUAUCUAAGAUUAUGAAACAAGCUAAGAAUAAAACCCCAAGGGUCAAGGAACCGUUGCCCGGGCAACUUCAGCCUAUGGACCAUAAGAAGAGACUCACCUUUUGCAAUGCAAUGUUGGAUCGAAUUAAGGUAGAUAGGAACUUGAUUCACAGAAUAUGUUUCACGGGCGAAUGCAAAUUGAUAAUGAAUCGGCAAUACAUUGAAGUAUUGACCGAAAAUAAUCCUGAACCCCAGUGUAAAUGUCAGCUCAACUUCUGGCUUGGGGUUUUAGAUGACCGAUUAAUAGGACCAAUCUUUUAUGAUAAUGAUCUGGAUGACAACCACUAUUUACAACUGCUGAAGACUCAGAUAGUUCCAGCCUUACGAGCUAUUGAAAGAAACGGUCCAGCUAUCUGGUACCAACAAGACACAAGGUUGGCUCUGUCCACUGUUCCCGUUCGACAUUACCUGGACAAGGAAUUCCCUGAUCGCUGGAUGGGCAAAUAUGGACCAAUCAAGUGGCCUAUGCGAUCACCUGACCUUUCACCGUUGGACUACGCAUUAUGGCCCAAUCUGAAGAACAUGCUUCAUGAUGGUAAACAAUUUGCAGACGCUUCUGCACUACAGCUGAGAGUAGAAGAAAUUUUCCGGGGUAUGGAUUCCCAAUGCCUCAGAAAUAUCACCAGUACAUUUCCUGAUCAUCUGUAUGAUUGCCGAGCAUCCCGUGGUCGUCUUCUUGAAUUUGAGUGAUGCUUGUCAUCAGGAAGUAAAGAAUAAUUAUAAAUUACCUGAUAAAUGUCUUUGUUCAAUUAAAUUCAUUAUUAACUACUAUUAGUUUGAUAGGGAUCAUAAAUCUAACUAUACUAAACACAUGAAGAAAAAUGUAAUUCACAUUCAUACUGAACUUUGAGAAUAAAAAAUUCUUCUAAAUGGAAA